Messenger RNA from Monascus purpureus, 1876 nucleotides. The record is from the annotation of a GenBank genome assembly. Lineage: Eukaryota; Fungi; Ascomycota; Eurotiomycetes; Eurotiales; Aspergillaceae.
UCCCUGCACUUCGCCUUCAUCUGCUUCUUCCUUGUCCCCCUGUCACCAGGAUCCUAUCCUGUCUCUGUUCGAGUUCCCUCUGUCUGCUCUUUUACCUAUCUGAUCUUCUAUCAUCCUCCAUACCCGUGCCCUUCAGAAUAUGGACUCCCCCGCCCCUCCUGGACCGGUCGAUCCGCAGGAGCAGCCCAUUCUUGAAGAACUUCUCCGCAUUCGCGACUCUCUCCUAUUGUUGAGACAGGAUAAAUCGUCCUAUAUUAAGACUCGAGAUGUACUUCCCUAUUAUGAAGCGGUUAUUUCCCAGGUGGAAAAGCUCAAUGCGGCUCGGAAGGGCCAGGAUCGCCGGCUAGUACACCAUCGACGUUAGCACUGAGUGGGCCUUGCGCGUGAGGAUUAUCUAUUGUGAGAUGGACCUUUGGCUGACGCUUUUCUGUAUGCCUCUAGUGGACUAUGUGCUGGAUGAUUGUUUCCAGCUCAUCUCGUUGCUGUUUCUCACCGUGGGGAGGAAUAACGAAGCCCCUGCUGUGUAGGUUGCCCGUUCGUUCUGCGCCCUUAAGUAGCAGCUAACUGAGACGACUCUCCUUCAGAUAUUCUCUCAUGUCGACUGUUCAGCGCCUUCUCGAUCACCUAUCGGAAGCGGGAUUCUAUAGCACCAAAGACCUGAAUUCAAUUUCGACUACCCUUGGAAAUAUCCGCUCUAAUAUCGACCGUGGCCGUGAAACUUACUCGCCCGCUCUUCUCAACCUUUUGGAAAGCCGUUUGGAGACAUGCAAUCUUGCGUUGGAGAAGUUACGGAAAGACCUCGCUGUUUUGGCUCCCGAGCUUCUACCUACCCAUGAAACCCUGGUGUCGAUUCUACGAUCCGCGUCUGCCGUCAACACUAGACUACAGUUCUCUGCGGUAGAAGUGAGAGAGCUUCAAGAACAGCUAAAGAAGAUCAGGUCAUCAAUGAAGGAUGGGGAGUUUGUGGGCGCCAAUGGCGUCCCUCUUGCCGGCCAAGACGCAGUCAAAGACCUGCUGGAGCGCUGCUUGGAUUGGUCCAAUGUAGUGUUGGAACGGAACGGAGAAAUCAACCCAGCAUUCCAGGAUAAAUAUGAUGAGCUGCUCGACAUCCGCAACCAGUUGGAUCGGUUGUCCGUGACACAGGCUUGGUCUCUUCGUGAGACGGACUUGUUUGGAUUCCAACGGAAACUUGAUCGGAUUGACGAGGGUCGUGUGAACGGUAGCUUUGUGGAUGCGCAGGGGCAGCCAGCAGAUAUCCACACUCAACGAACCCUACUUUACCUGAUGCGACGCAGCUAUGCGUAUAUAUAUGCACUUCUCAUUUCGUCGGAACCAGUGUCAGAGGCGUUGUUACCUAUAUACAAUCAGUUGCAGACGUUGCGCCGCUGCCUGCUAGAAGUUCAAGAAUCGGGAGGGGUAUCAUCUUCCCGCGAACUUUAUCCGUAUAGCAUGAAGCUUAAUUCCAUUGACGACAUGCGAGUCGAUGGUAAAUUCUUGGUUGGAAAUGACAUUCCCGAAGGCCAGGGCAGAGUCAAUGACUUGCUAGCAGAAUGCUACGACAUCGUCUGGAGGCUGCGGGCUGCCGUUUCGGAAGUCCAACAAGAGCAAGAUGUAGCAGAAGACGCCUCCUAGAAGAAUUCCAAGUUCGUUAUGCUUUCUGCCUCGAUGGGCGUUUUUGCUUCUAUCCUCAUGACGGGUCGACAGGAGUUGGUACCUGCUUUUCUUCGUACAGAGUUUUUUGCUAUGCUAUAGGUGGAUCGCCUGCUAUCUGUCUGAACAUUUAUCUAUGGUUUCUGGAUUGCGUCGCGGGGGAGAAGGCGUUCUUUUACUUGGUAAAUCAACCACAUUUUAAUCCUGAUGAAAUAGCAAGUUCCAG